This is a messenger RNA of Aspergillus alliaceus, 2499 nucleotides long. RefSeq lists its product as uncharacterized. Lineage: Eukaryota; Fungi; Ascomycota; Eurotiomycetes; Eurotiales; Aspergillaceae. The coding region runs from base 1 to 2499 and encodes 832 amino acids. The record is from RefSeq and is a predicted model, not a curated record. The transcript has 2 exons.
AUGCUUGCUUCGGGGUCCGGGAAUGUAAGUCUGAGGACCGUCAGCUCAAACAGGCCGCAAGUACUAUGUUCUGAGGAUCAACGAUCGGUUGCCGCUUCGGACGAUUAUUAUUCUUUUUCAGACCACAACUCCGGUUCAAGAUCUCCGAGCAAUGGCAGCCAUGCUACUGUUGUGAGGUAUGCCACGCCGAAUUCUCAUCCCGUGUCUCAGACCUCAUCUCCUGCCAUCUCUCGAACGCAUCUAGCCCCGCCCGUAGUUGCGUCAACCUCUCGGCCAGCACACCACGUGAAGAUGCCAAGCGAUAACAAAAAUGCGCCAUCGCCCGUCAGGAGCACUAUACGCUCCGUACAAGACAGAGAAGCUCACACAAGCCUAAUGACGGAGAGUACCAGUCGCCAGGUCCCCCGCGAUAGUAGCUAUGCGGGACCUUCUCCCGCCCCCGCUAUGGACAACGUACCAUACCUCCGAUUCGCCAUUAAUCAACUGACACGAGACGAAGAUACUCGUAGCUUACGAAGACCAAGCUCAGUUACGAGUGAGGACUAUCCGGUUGAGCGUCUAGUUUGGGACGAAGGGUUGGGCUACUUCAUUCGCUCCCCAGAAGCGUCAAAUACACCACCCGCCCAGCAGCCCUUGUUGCUGCACCCGUCACCAAGGCCAGUCGAUAGGCCACCUCAGGACUCGGUGGAACCGGAAGCGUUUGUUGCAGUCGAGCCUCCAAAAGAUAGUUUGCUCUAUCCACGCCUGGAUUUUGUGCCGGUUGUGUUACGGCCAUGGGCUCUCGUCGCCGUCAUUUUCUGCUCUUUGCUCAUGAUUGCGGGGGUCGUUUUUUGCAAUGUAUGGUCGCAGAGACACCAAGGCUUUUGGGACUAUGAUGGCAUAGGUGGUGGGCGAUACUUUGUUGUUCAAUUCCUGCCGCAGAUUUUAGCUGUCAGUAUGACGGUGUGGACGUUUAUUAUCCAGGCUGCAGUGUAUCGCACAAUGCCAUUUGCGAUCAUGGCCUCGGAGAGGAAGCUAGGCCAUGUUUUGGACCGCCUACCGAUUCUUUCGCGCAACUUUUUGGUCCCAGACUUUUCGCAGUUUCAACAUGGAGAACCGCUGGUCGGGUUCUCGCUGGUGUCAAUCUGGCUGUCAAAUGUGAUCGCAUUGCCACUACUAAGUUGCUUCUUCCAAGCGAAGUUCUUCAUCAUGGAGGAGCGAGGAACAUGGCGUUGGACUGCCGUUCAGGAUGUUGGUUGGACGAUCGUGGCGGUAUAUGGACUUCUGACCAUUGGAUUGGUCAUACUGAUGUUUCGCUUCGUUCGCACUUGGUCAGGGCUGAUGUGGGAUCCAGUUAGCCUAGCUGAUCUAAUAUCCAUCAUUCAGCGGUCUAACAUCUUGCGGGAUUUUGAACAGUCAGAAAUAUUGCCUGAUGUAGGCGAUUCACUUAACCCUAGGGUUCUCCGACUGGGUUACUGGCAACUUUCUAACCGUAACCGUGAGACAACAUUCUAUGGCAUUGGUGAGAUUGCAGCAUCCGUAGGAAAUCCGUCUCUCCACUUCAAUGAGAAGAGCCCGGAGCGGCAACCGCUAUCUAGGGUUUCUUACGAUAUAGAACAGCAGGUUGGGGAGGGGAAGUACGGCUUUGAUGAGCACAUGUAUGCGCCAUCCGUUCGUUACCGGUGGACCCCGUGGUUCCUUCGAGACACCUUUAUUGUUGCUUGGACGGUCACUAUCGGUGCGCUGUUCAUUGCGUUUGUGCUUGUCAGCUUUAUUCACGAUGCCAUCCGAGGCGGAUUUCCACCAAGGCUACCCACACUCCCAUCGCCCAAGUCCUUUUCCUCGUCCAACUUCUUGUACAGCUUUAUUCCGGCAUUGAUUGGGAACAUUCUGUUUCUUGCAUGGCAGCCGGUUGAUGUGUACUUCCGUGCCUUACAACCAUUUGCCUCGCUCUCUUCGCCGCAGGGCACAUCAGCCGAACAGAGCUUGUUGUUGUCUUAUCCAUCAUGCUUCCCCUUCCAUGUGACAGCGCUGGCGAUCUUGAACAAACAUUAUAAGGUGGCCUGGAUCUCCUUCAUGAGUGUUGCCUCAGCCGCCAUUCCCAUUUUGGCUGGCGGCGUUUUCAUCGCUCUUAACUACCCUUCACAAGGUGAAAUCCGCAUUGCUGCUCUAAUGCCCGCAUUCUAUGCCAUGGUUGCCUUUUGCGCACUGUACACGGUGUCACUCUUGUGCACCUGGCCCCGUCGCUGCCGCUAUCUGCCCCACGAUAUCAGCACCCUAGCAGAUCAGAUAAGCUUCCUCUAUCAGAGCCCUUUGCUCUCAGACAAGAUCCUCCGUGAACCUAGGAGUAAAGCUGAUCUUGUUACGCGACUGGUCAUGGCACCUCCUGGAGAUAGAGAACAUCCCUUGUAUGGCUUUGGUAUCUAUGUGGGGCGAGAUGGCAAGGAACACCUUGGCAUCGAUCGCUUUUAUCGACCUGGUCGGGCAGACAUGCUCAUAACAACGGGCUCGAUGAAAUGA